Molecule: messenger RNA, 2262 nt
Organism: Myxocyprinus asiaticus (Chinese sucker)
Lineage: Eukaryota; Metazoa; Chordata; Actinopteri; Cypriniformes; Catostomidae
Product: CD48 antigen-like
Exons: 7
Coding region: 104-1294 (396 amino acids)
Source: RefSeq, a predicted model, not a curated record
CACUUUCAUUUAUAGUUCACAACUCUGUGUAAAACAAACAACAGCAACAACUCUCUGUAGAUCCUAAAAAUGUCAGACUAAACUACAGUCAGAUGUAACCGGUAUGAUUAAAUACCUAGAUCAGGUGAGGCAACAAAGCAAAAGUAAAAGCAUAAAAAUGAUGGCUCUUUGGAAAGCAUUUCAUUUUUUCAUCUGUUUAACACUAACAAGAUUCGAUGCUGUAAUUUGUGUCACCUAUGUCAAGAGUGGGAAGAGUGUUACCUUAAAUCCAAAUGUACCUGGAGGAACACUUGAAGACAUAAUAUGGACAUACAAUGGAAAUAAGGUGGCUGAACAUGAUUUGAUUAAAUUUCAAGAGUAUGGUCAAUUCAAAGGAAGAACAGAGAUUGCCAUCUCUACUGGACAGCUCACAGUUCAUCAUAUGACCAACAGUGACAGUGGUGUUUAUGGGUCUGUAAUACAAAUAAAUGGAAAGCUGAAACAUUCUGCACAUGAUGUUCAAGUAAUUGAUCCUGUUCCAGAGCCUAAAGUGACCUGUGAACUGAAUCGUACUGCAGAAUCAAGAACAUUGUUCUGUUCUGUGGAUUCUCAGUUUCCAGCAACCUAUGAAUGGAGUGGAUCAAAUGCAGCACAGCAGUCUGGACAAGAGCUUAAUAUCAGCAAAGAGGAGAAUCUGGACUCAGCUUAUACCUGCACUGUGAAAAAUCAAGUGAGCCAGAAGAACACCAGCUUUAUUCUGAAAGAGUGCAACACAGAUGGAUCACAAUUAAAUCUGAUCAUCAUCAUCAUCAUCAUCAUCAUCAUUUCUGUGAUCAUAGCAGUUGCCAUUUAUUUUGUUAAAAAAAGAAACAAGGUUAAGAUGUCUGGACAAGCUGAAGAUGCAGAUGCAGAGGAAAACAGAGAGCAGGAAAUAAGUGAAGACAGAAAGGAGUUUGUGGACAAUGAUGACAGUAUGAAUGAGGAAAGUAAAUUAGAUGAAAGCGCAAUAUGUGCAGAUGAAAAUAGUCCACUAGUUAUAAAUAAAGAGGAUCUGACUGAACAGAUUUGCCAACAUAAAAAUGCACACAAUAUUAAUGAGAGAUCUAUAACAAGAGAUAAUGAAGAGAAGAAUGAAGUGGAGAUGAGUGAUGACAGAGGAGAGUCUAAAGAUGAAGAUGAAAACUCAGGAUGUGCUGAUGAAGAAGAUAUUCAACAAGAUGUAAAAAACUCCCGGGAACAGAUACAUGAAUCAGUGGAACAGAGGCAGAGUGUGCAAGAAAUGGUAAAGAAAAUUGAGGAAUUGGAACCCAAAUGACUACCACCCAAAUUUUCUGAAAUAUGAAUUAUGCACUGUUCAAUUUAGCACUUUCUCAACUUGGAACACUAUAAAUCUGUAAAAUUAUUCCACACAUUGCCAAGCACAAAUAUCUAACAAAGAUUUUUUUUGUGUGAUUAAUCACUGAAAUUGUAAUUUGAAAAUCAUUAAUCUUAAAUGGAUAUCUCACCCAAAAAUGAUAAUUCUGUCAUCAUUCACUCACACUCAUGUUGUUUCAAACCCAUUUGAUUUUCUUAUGUGGAACACAUUGUUAAAAAAAUGUCAUCAUCAUCAUCAUCAUCAUUUCUGUGAUCAUAGCAGUUGCCAUUUAUUUUGUUCAAAAAAGAAACAAGGUUAAGAUGUCUGGACAAGGUGAUCAUUACCUUAAAAUUGAAUUAUGUGGCUUUUUCAGUUUCCCGUGUUGUUAAAAAAAAAAAAAAAAGAGAUGCAAUGAAAGUGAAUAGUGACUGAGGAUAAUUUUCAUUUUUGGGAGAACUAUAUGCCUUUAAUGUUACAUAAUUUGAAUGGUAUGGAAAACAGUCUUUACUCAGACCUAAAUUGUUGAAUUUAUUUGUUCAGCAAAUGAGUAAAGACUGAGAUGGACAAAGAUGAGCAGCAUGAUCAAAGAGUAGUAAAUUAUAUAAGAGGUGCUUAUCAGCAUCAAAGAUUUCAUAAAUAUAGCUUCAUGAUAAUUUAGAACAGGGGUUUUCAAACUGGUGUUCAGUGACCCGUGGCCUAGAGGGCCAUAAGGGGGUUCGCAGAACAUCUCAGGGGUGGGGUUGGGAAGAUUUUUUUGUUAAAGGAGUAGUUCACCCAAAAAUGAACAUGCUCUCAUAAUUUACUCACCCUCGUGCCAUCACAGGUGUGUAUAACUUACUUCUGCAGAACACAAAGAAUUUUAGGAGAAUAUUUCAGCUCUGUAGGUCCAUACAAUGCAAGUGAAUGGGUGCCAACAUUUUGGAGCUCCA